Messenger RNA from Suncus etruscus (white-toothed pygmy shrew), 567 nucleotides. RefSeq names its product chromosome 9 C11orf91 homolog (gene C9H11orf91). The record is from RefSeq and is a predicted model, not a curated record. Lineage: Eukaryota; Metazoa; Chordata; Mammalia; Eulipotyphla; Soricidae. The transcript has 2 exons. The coding region runs from base 1 to 567 and encodes 188 amino acids.
AUGCCGAAGGGGCGGCGCGGAUGCCACAGCCCCACCAUGAGCCAGCGGCCGGCGCCGCCCCUCUACUUCCCGUCCCUGUACGACCGCGGCAUCUCGUCGUCGCCGCUCAGCGACGUCAACAUCUGGAAGAAGCUCUUCGUGCCGCUCAAGGCGGGCGGGCCGGCGGGAGGCCGGCCCUUGCCGCAGGCGCCCCCGGCCCCGGCGCCCCCGGGGCCGCCGCCGCCGCCGCCGCCCCCGGGCCUGGGCCCCCCGAGCGAGCGCCCCUCCGGGCCCCCGCCCUGGCCCUCCGGCCUGGCCUCCAUCCCCUACGAGCCUCUGCGCUUCUUCUACUCGUCGCCGCCGCCGGGCUCCGAGCUGGCCGCCGCCGCCGUCCACAGGUUCUCGCACCCCGACGAGCUGUGCGAGCUGGAGAUCCGCAUCAAGGAGCUGGAGCUGCUCACCAUCACGGGCGACGGCUUCGACUCGCAGCGCUAUAAAUUCUUGAAGGCGCUGAAGGAUGAAAAAUUACAAGGACUGAAGACUAGGCAGCCUGGAAAGAAGUCAGCCUCUCUCUCCACCAGGGCCUAG